This is a messenger RNA of Meira miltonrushii, 5208 nucleotides long. RefSeq lists its product as uncharacterized. The transcript has a single exon. The record is from RefSeq and is a predicted model, not a curated record. The coding region runs from base 1 to 5208 and encodes 1735 amino acids. NCBI's taxonomy places the organism in Eukaryota, Fungi, Basidiomycota, Exobasidiomycetes, Exobasidiales, Brachybasidiaceae.
AUGGGUCAAGCCCAAUCAAACGGCCCUGCCUCGGCACAUUUCCAACAUGAUAGAAGGAUUACCAGUCAGCCUGAAUUACGUUCAACAUCUUCGGCAAACAAAGUGUUGAGCAAUAACCAACGUGUGGUUUCCGAUAAUCCCACAAAUACAAACAGUCGUCGUGGUUUGAUCGGGCCGAUGCGUAGUAGAGUCAAAGGAAAAUUUCCACCUAUUGCUUCUCGUUCACAAAGACUUAUCGAUCCUUUCGAACAACCGCAACCACGUUUCUCUCCACGUUCAGAUGCUCCCGUUAAAGAUGCUGGAAUAAGUGCUUAUCCUGAAUGGACAACCACAUUGACAAGUGUUCCAACCAAUUCACCUUCUGUUCGACAAAGUGCUGAAGAGCGUCAAUCACCUCCACGUAGUAAUACCUUGCCCACUCGAUUUGAUACUGGACAUGCAGCUCGAUCAGCACAUGUAGAUUCUAUAUUCGGAGCAGGCGGACGUCAGAGUAUCGAAAGUGAUCAAGGAAUGUCAAAUUUGAAUCGGGCUACUGUCAAUGACAAUCGAUCGUCUCCUCCUUCAAGGCAAACGCCUCCAGGAUCAAGCGCAUCACCUUCGCCCAACCCAUCUCCUCGUCCUGAGUAUCGAGUAAGCGCUCAACCUAGUCACCCAAGCAUUACAGAGUUACCUGAGACUGAAGGAGCCGAUGCAAAUUCCAUUAUGGACAGCAGACGAUCUUCUGCUGAGACAAUUCGUACAGCUUCAAAUGCAGCUACAGCGAAUCCAGGAGGAAGAGAUGAAAAUGAUCGAAGGGAAUACUUGCAUCCUUUGCGAGCAUCAGACGACGAUGGCAUUCAACAACACGGCAAGCGCUUAUCUGAUAUGACUACUGCCUCUUAUGAAGCUUCAAGUAUUGCUCCUUCUACUGCUUCAGGUUUGGCUAGGAAAGCCGCCGAUAAAUCCAAUCAACAAACAUUGUUGGCUUACUGGCAAGCAUCCGAUAGUCGUAAUCAGGCAUCAACUUCUGCUUCUGGACAUCUUUCUCCUCCAGCCUUUCAACAAUCACCCCACCGUCAUAGCUGGGCUUCUAGUCGAUCGGGUGCUCGAUCACCGGGAGAGCCUAGAAAUCUGUCACCUUAUCGUCAAGUGGCAGGGAGAUGGACAUCUCAUUGGGAAGACAGACGUGGUUUGGGCAUCUCUGAUUCUAGCGAUACAUUAGAUGCACAAUUGCCAUUGAAUGUCCAAGAUGCUUCCCCUGUAGCAGAAAAUGAAUUAAAUCUUGUCAGGGCUUCCAAACCUUCAUCUGAAUUAGAGGUGAACACCAGAAUUCAAGAUGCCGGCUGGCAGGAGGAGAAAGACGUCGAGUCUGAAAGACGACCUGGCACAUCACCCACCCGUCCAAAUCGCAAGCCUGUUCCUGAUCAUGAUUUCGGACCAUCACCUACAACACCAACACGAACGCAAGCAAGACUUUCAGAACCUUUCAGUAUCUCUGAAACAGACGGAAAUACGUCCAAAAGGACAAGCGAUCAAAGUCACUUAAGUUCCACCACAGGUGCUCUACAUCAACACGUAGAGAAGUUGCGUGCUGGUCCUACUUUCCAGAUCGAUGAAGAUGCUUCGCACUUGUUGAACCCCAAACAACGAAUUCUUGAAACGGAUGAGCCUCCUGCUACACCGAAAGGACAUGGCACCGCUGCUGCAGUCUCCUUCGAUCCUCCAUCGUCUGCCACUUCAUCGCCUCAACAGAAACGUGGAAGGGCAUUAAGCUUAAGCUUGAUGGCAAGGUUGAAGAAUCGAACGAGAAAGAGCUCAGAUGCGUCUGUCUUAUCGAUCCGAUCACCCUCUUUCAAUCGCAUAGACCCGCCUUCUCCGGCCGUGUCAACGCCCCAAACUCCGUUAUCACCUGUGGUGCAAUUGCGUAGAGAAAGUGAUCUCACGUAUGAAUCAACUUCUGUUGCUAAGCAGCCAUCGACUCAAGGGCAUACAAGACAACCAUCUUCUCCUGCUCGUUUGUAUCAGAUGGCACGUCGACCUUCACGCAAAGCUGCACCUACAACCGCUUCUUCUGAUACAAAUGUGAUCUCUUCUUCUAUGCCAAGGUCAUCUUCGCAGGUGAAUGUUACCAAAUACAACAAGGAUGCUGCUUUGAUCACGACGAAAGCGCCUUCAAUGCAACGUAAAUACAGUUCCAACACUGCUACUGCUCGUCAUUCAAGACCUGCAAGUAUCGCUAGCCGUCGUAGUUCACGUAGUAAAAGAAGUUCCAAUACUAGUUUACGGACAGCUGCUGCUAGUCAUGCGGUUAGCUCUACCAGAGCGCAAGGUACUUCUUCCCCUAUGGCGGCAAGUGCAUCCACUGCAAUUGCAUCUAGCGGUAGUGGACCAUGGUGGAAUCCUUGGUCACGUAAGAAUAGCGUGACAGGAUUAUUGGGUAACAACGAAAAGGCCAAGAACGAAAUCUCUGAAGAAGAACAAGGAUGGGUUGAUGAUCCGAUGGAAGAUGAUCGUGGAAUUGUUUCACCUGUGGCUGAAGAUUUUUCUUCAAUGAAUAUUGCCGGACCUGAGAAAGUACAACAACCUUGGACGCCUGCUUGGUCUAAUAGAGUAACACACGCGCGUAGAAUGUCGGAAACAAGUCAAUCUUCUGUUGAGCAAAAAGGCACUCAAGAUGUUCACCCUAUUGCACAAACUUCUUCCCGUGAAUCACCACCUCUAGCAUUCAUUGGACCAAAUGCUCCUGUUUCAAUGACUUCCUCUUCUUCUUUUUCCUCGUUGGCUCCUAUUCCUGCCCCUGCCCCUGUUCCACCGCCUAGAAAGCAUCGAAGAGGCUCACGCAAGACGGAUUCAAGCAGUCAAAAUGCUUCUUCAUCUUCUACCAAUUCUCCUGGCAUGCACGGAAAUGAAGUAGGUACAAUGGCAAGAAAUAUGUCGAAGAAUGACCGCUCUGAUUCGUUGGAUGGAGACGAGGAGUUUUAUUCACCGAUGGAACAAAAUCGUGAUCUUGACUUCGUCAACAAUAGACGGGAUUCAUCUCAAACAGAUACCAUUCGCGGACCAAAAGUCUACUCUGCUGGAGUGGUAGAUUUAUCACAAGCUGGAGUAUCAAAUACAGAUACGAGAGAAUCACUUCUUUCUGAUGAUUUAGAUUAUGCUCCCACGGUUCAUGAUAAGCAAGAAGCAAGUUCAAGAGCUGAUGAUCUGGACAAUGCCGUUACUUCGCAAUUUUAUCGAUCUUCCAUCAUUGAUCCACGUCGUGCUAGAGGCAACAAUUAUGCAAACCUUUCUCCUGUACGAGAGAUAAUGACACCAGAAAGUCGGAUCGCAAGUGAUGAUCGUUCUGGCGCUCGUUCAGCUGCAAGUACGUUCGAUGCACUCUCUCAUCAUCGUGUCAAUAGUGGCGCAUCGAUGGGCAUGAUCGCAAUUCCAACACAUGCAACGACAGAUUAUCGGGCUGGCACAUCUACGCCUGAACGUAGGCCAUUGCCGGCACCUUCAGUUGUUGCUGAACCCAGAGCGGAUAUGUCUUCUGUUCAUCGUACAAAUAGCAUCAGCAGUAGUUUUGCAACUUCUGCCGCUGGUGGACAGACCAGCAUUGGAUCGAUGCAAAAGCAUGCAGGUGAGGGAGGCAUGCCAAACGCAGCUACUGCGAUUGCUCGAAGGAGCACUUCAACAAAAGCUACAGCAACCUCUCCACCUGAAGAUUCACGUUUACGAGCAUCAUCUAUGCCUUCUAAAUCACGUUCUCCCCUUGCACAAUCUAGCUCACCCCCUCCAAUGGAAAGACAUACAAUCAGUCGUUCUGUUGGUGCGAGAUUGAGUCAACAAAGCAUUGCAGCUACUGCUCGUGAAAGUUGGAUGUCAAGCGAUGGACCGUGGGAUGGAAAGGUGGUAGACGUAUCUACUGUGGUUGCCCUACCAGCCGCAAAAGGUGGUGCAAAACCUGUUCAAGGUAUUGUUCGCAGACAAAGAUCUCGUUCAACGCCAUUUGCCUUGCAAGAUGUACUGAAUGAUGAUAUUCAACGUGAAGAAAGAAUGCUUGAGGAGAAUGCACCGCCAGAAGCAGUACCGUUUGCUGAGACUGCUGUUCAAGCAAGUUUGGCUGCUUUACAGGCUUUGGAGAAAUCCGAACAAGCACAAGCAGGUGACUGGCGGGCAAGAUGGGCGAGCGAAAAACUGCUCGGCUACUCCAAUGGUUCAUAUCUUUCGGUUCCACCAGAAAGACGGCAAAGGAGUGGUGAUCAAAGUUUGCAAGUGCCCAACGCGGAUGACUUAAGCGACUACUCUGGUGCUCGUACCAGAAGAAGGGCAGAGCCUUAUCCCCGCAGUCACGCUUUGGAAGGCAGUGCUUCCAGCAUCGAUGGCGGUCGAAGUGGCUCGGCAACAGCAGCAGCAGCUCGACGAAAAGCACGUUCAAAGCGACAAGAACUUAAUUCAAGCGCAGGUGGAUAUGAAAGCAGUAUAAUCGGAGGUGCAUUCACUUCUGAUUCUGAAUCAAGACCGACUCGUAGUCGUUCAAGACGGAAGAAGCGUUCUAAAUCCGCUUCUAGCAAAGCACCUGCCCCUCGUUCCACAAAGCUAGACUCUUAUCCUACUACCACUGCAUCACCUUCGCAACAGAAACGUACUUUGACUGCGGCUGAAUACGAUGAAAUCGUUGUACCAGCUCAUGCCAAACGUAUCGAACGUGAAGAUGCAGAGGAAGCCAGGAUGACGAUGGAACAGCAACAAGCCUUAGGCGCGAUGCCAACAGGUAUGGUUGCAGCUGGAUCACCUUCUCCGAUCACACCUACAUUCCCGCAAGGGUCAAUGAGUCCGUCAAAGAUUGGUGAUGCAUCUCUGAUGACGAUAAUCGAUCAUGAUGAAAGUAAGAAUGACUCUACUUAUCUUCGACGUAGAGAAGCAACAGAGACUACAAACGCAUCCGAUAAACGUUUGCCAGGCCGUACUGGUAUGGAAAAGUCAACCACUUCACGUCGUCAAAGAUCAGCAAGCGGCAUUAGCACCGGAAAGCGUCAUGGAAGCGGUCACGUCGUACGCGAAGAACGAGAAAGGGAUCAUGACCGAGAAAGCAGACGUCACGGAAAGCAAACAACCAAUUCAUCUUCUCAUUCCAUUGCACGAUCUACCAAAUCAUCUUCACGAAAAGGAUAUGGCUGUGAUGAUAUUGUGGCAUGGCAAGCAAGUUUACGUAUGGCCGCCUUGCCUUCCGUUUCAGAGUCAUGA